AUGGGUGAUAGCGGUGGCUUCGGCGAACUGCUAGAGAUUAGUUAUUUCAAGGAUCAGCCUGUGCCAGCAUCAGAGAACUAUGGCCGUCAGCUUUGUCUGGAACUGAAGAACAAACCUUGCACCUUGGUGAUAUGUGAGGCAGAACCAGAGGAGCGACGCAUGCCUGAUCUUUCUGAUUGGGUUUCUAGUACUGCGUCCUCAGCUGAUUAUCAGGUCAUCUGUCUAAGCAAUUCCCUCAGAGUUUUAUCUAUUCCACCUUCUGUAUUUCCUGCCCAUUUAAGCAUUUUGGUAGGUGUUUUCAAGUUGGUUUAUGAUCAAACAGCGAACAUGGCUGUUGUUGGAAGUCUGUUCAAUCCAACUGCAGAACAGUUGGUUUCAUAUUAUCUGAGGAAGAUGAUUUUAGGACAGACAUUGAUGAAAGAGGAGAGAUUUUUUGCCGUGAAAGAUUUGUAUAGGGAUGAUGAUCUUCCAUGGCAGAUUGUGAAAUCUCAAAAAACCCUAGUGGCUGGUUGUGGUGCUUGCCAUGUUCAUUCUUCGGCCAAGCCAGUCAUGACCAAUAAUGGUUCAGGAAGGAAAAUUGGACAACGUAAGACCUUCACCUUGCAAUCCCCUGCACAAAGUGUUGGGCAAUGGACCAUUACUGAAUAUUCAAUUGAUGCUGCUGCCCAUGGGAUUCCGGAGGUGGAAGGAAUCAAUUACUCUGAUUAUAUAUUAUGGGAUUCUGAUAUGGUGGCUGCUGCUAAGGAACAGAGUUUUGGGAAGAAGAUGAAAGUAGUAAGCAGCUGUGAAGAUUUGAGUGUGGUUACUUGUUUUGAUGAGGAAGAGGGCAGCGAUAAUGUUGUCCCUUUCCUGAUAAAUGAGGUAGCUGCUGCUGCUAGUCCAUCCACAUGUUGGAAUGUUCCUGUUGAUGAAUCAUUCUUGGAUGAUCCAAACUUUUUGGAUUUCGACAUCAAUUCUUUCCUGAAUCACAUGGUGGUUUACAAUUGA
Molecule: messenger RNA, 987 nt
Organism: Oldenlandia corymbosa var. corymbosa
Lineage: Eukaryota; Viridiplantae; Streptophyta; Magnoliopsida; Gentianales; Rubiaceae
Source: the annotation of a GenBank genome assembly